Molecule: messenger RNA, 889 nt
Organism: Aethina tumida (small hive beetle)
Lineage: Eukaryota; Metazoa; Arthropoda; Insecta; Coleoptera; Nitidulidae
Exons: 2
Coding region: 47-889 (280 amino acids)
Source: RefSeq, a predicted model, not a curated record
ACCGAAUUCUACGCAAUUGGUCGCAAGUUAACCCAACAACACGAAGAUGUCUGAAUUGUUUAAAUAUGGUCGAACUAGCCGCGGAAACAAAACACUGAUUUAUCAAGGCUAUAAAUACAUGAGACACCGUACAACUGCAAGUUCUGUCACCCACUGGUACUGCGUAAAACGAAGGACCAACAAUUGCAAGUCGAUCAUGCAUACGAAGGGGGAGGAAAUAGUGCAGAACCCGGGCGAACAUACAUGCAACGAAACAACGUCGCCAAAUCAACCGGACAAUGUGGAUAAAUCCACAUAUAUUUUUGAAGUUGAGGAACUUCCAGAUUCCACUGAACAGCUUGACGCUGCAGAUCCUACGAUUAAACUCCUGGUUCAAGAGGUGGCCCAAUCUCUACUGAAGAAAAAUCUUAGUAUCCAAGAGCCUGAUAGUUCAGACUCAAGUCUGAUCAAGUCCAAACAUCAGGCAAAUCUUGAAAUAAACACGUCUACCAAGGAGCCUGAGAAGUGCAGGUCUAGGACUCAAGAGUUGGUUCAAGUACAGCUGGAGGAAAACGAUGAGUUAGAAGUAGCUGCUAUAAAUAUAACAGAGCGGGAAAUCAAUCUAGAGUUGGUGGAAGAGAAGAUAAAAGAAUUUAUUUUACAAGUCAGCAACACUCAAGGGUUAGCUGAAGAUGAGAAUUUUCCUGCUACUCCUGUGAGUAGUGGAAGGAGAGGGAGCAUCGAAUCAAUUGACGUGGAUGAGUUAUGUAACAUUCGGUUGGAGGUGGCACAAUUAAACCAACAGAUAAAGGAAGAAGAACUAAAUUUGAUUAGAAUGAAGGCAAGAAACGAGGAAGAAUGUCACCAGUUGAGAAUGAAAAUCAUGUUACAUCUAUUUAAUAAUCUUUAA